CAUUAAAAGUAGAACUGGAGCCUGUUUCCUUAGCUUCUGUCAGCUCCACCACGACCACCACUUUAACCAUCAUGCUUUCGCUUCUCAAACACUCCAAAGCCAUCGCAAACACCGCACUCAAACACCUAACCACCAAAACUUUCACUUCGCCGCCAACAAAACCCCUAAUUCUCUCACAAACAUCGACAAAAACCCUAGGUUUAGGGUUUAUUCGGCGAUUAAGCGACAAGACUACAGCAGACUACGACUACAUCAAGGCUGACGUUAACUGUCCUCGAUGCACCUCUCAUAUGCCGGUCCUAUUCUCGAACCGGCCUUUAUCAAUUACCGGACGAGAAACCGGUAUCUAUCAAGCGGUCAAUUUCUGUCCUGCUUGCAAAACAGCGUUUUAUUUUAGGCCGUUUAAGUUGGAGCCUCUACAGGGGAACUUCAUUGAGCUUGGUAGGGUUAAGGGUUUGUAUAAUAAUAAUAAUAAUAAUAACUGUAAGGAUGUAGAGGGGAUUAUUGAGAAAGAAUGUGGUAAAAGUGGGAGAAACGCGGAGGAAGUUAGUGGUGGAGGUGGCGGUGGGGGGUUGGAGAGAGAGUUGCCUACGCCUAAAGAGAUUUGUAAAGGGCUCGAUGAGUUUGUUAUUGGUCAGGACAAAGCCAAAAAGGUGCUUUCUGUGGCAGUUUACAACCACUACAAGAGGAUAUAUCAUGCCUCCAAGCAGAAAAAGUCACAUGCACCCUGGAGUCACAGUGAUGGUGAGAAUGAUGAGAACGAGUUUAUUGAGCUAGAUAAGAGCAAUGUACUGUUGAUGGGUCCCACUGGCUCAGGGAAGACAUUACUGGCAAAAACACUAGCUCGUAUUGUGAAUGUACCCUUCGUCAUUGCCGAUGCAACAACGCUAACACAGGCAAGUUAUGUUGGAGAAGAUGUGGAAUCAAUAUUAUAUAAGCUACUAGUGGUAGCUGAAUUCAAUGUAGAAGCAGCUCAACGAGGGAUUGUUUACAUUGACGAAGUUGACAAAAUAACCAUGAAGGCCGGGAGUUCCAGCAUUGGAAGAGAUGUGUCUGGAGAGGGUGUUCAACAGGCAUUGUUGAAAAUGUUGGAAGGAACCGCAGUAAAUGUUCCAGUUCCUGAUAAAGGACCUGGGAAGCAUCCUCGUGGUGAUACAAUCCAGGUAGAUACAAAAGACAUCCUUUUCAUAUGUGGUGGGGCAUUUGUAAAUUUGGAGAAAACCAUUUCAGAACGACGACAAGAUGCUUCUAUUGGCUUUGGAGCACCAGUUCGUGCAAACAUGAGGGCUGGUGCAAUAACUAAUGCAAUGGUGACAUCGUCACUGCUGGAAUCUGUAGAAAGUGGUGAUCUUGUUGCGUAUGGCCUCAUUCCUGAAUUUGUUGGACGAUUUCCUGUUUUAGCAAGCUUAUUAGCUUUAAAUGAGGACCAACUUGUUCAGGUCCUCAUGGAGCCAAAAAAUGCUCUUGGUAAACAGUAUAAGAAGAUUUUCAAUAUGAACAAUGUGAAUUUACAUUUUACGGGAAAUGCAUUGAGAUUGAUUGCAAAGAAAGCAAUGGCAAAGAACACUGGGGCCCGAGGUUUAAGAGCCAUAUUGGAAAACAUCCUGACAGAAGCAAUGUUUGAGACUCCAGAAAACAAGUCACAAUCUAAUUGCAUAACUGCUGUUUUGGUCGAUGAAGAGGCUGUUGGCUUGAUGGAUACACCGGGGUGCGGAGCAAAAAUUGUCCAUGGAGACAGUGCACUGGAGCAUAAAUUGCAGGAGAGAAAGGAAGAGGUGGUGGGGUUGCCUAUGGAGAAAUGCAGGGUGAACCAGAACCUUGCUCAAGGGCCUUGAGCAUGUCAUUAACUAAUUUACCAUGUGUACAUAACGCCAAUAUGUAAACAUUACACUCACUAGGGCAAAUGGAUUUUUUCUCAAGCUCUUGUUUCAUGUUCUUCUCUUAAAGCGAGAUGCACCCCACCCAAAAUGAAAAUUAUACAUUCUGGUAACUGGGAUGAGAGAAACCUCGGGAAAAAGAAGAUGAUUCAGCACUGUUUGUUUUUGUGUUUGGUUGAAAAAAUAUUAAAUUGAUGUUUUUUUUU
Messenger RNA from Populus trichocarpa (black cottonwood), 2083 nucleotides. Its product is annotated as CLP protease regulatory subunit CLPX3, mitochondrial. Gene Ontology annotation, cellular component: mitochondrial matrix. Gene Ontology annotation, molecular function: ATP hydrolysis activity; ATP-dependent protein folding chaperone; ATP binding. Lineage: Eukaryota; Viridiplantae; Streptophyta; Magnoliopsida; Malpighiales; Salicaceae. Gene Ontology annotation, biological process: protein folding; protein catabolic process; proteolysis. The transcript is spliced from 15 exons. The record is from RefSeq and is a predicted model, not a curated record. The coding region runs from base 72 to 1835 and encodes 587 amino acids.